Beta vulgaris subsp. vulgaris (sugar beet) is the source of this 3073-nucleotide messenger RNA. RefSeq lists its product as hypothetical. Bases 402 to 2861 code for a protein of 819 amino acids. Gene Ontology annotation, molecular function: zinc ion binding; protein binding. The transcript is spliced from 7 exons. The record is from RefSeq and is a predicted model, not a curated record. NCBI's taxonomy places the organism in Eukaryota, Viridiplantae, Streptophyta, Magnoliopsida, Caryophyllales, Amaranthaceae.
AUUCUCCAACUACUAGCCUACUACUCCUAUAAAAACUCCACAAACGCUAAAAUGAGAUAAACACAAGAAGAGGAGGAAUCUCAACAGACUGGAGAGAGAAAAAGAAACAUCGCGGCUUACCGGUACGCGCGUCAAUAAUAUACGUUUCACCAAAAUUCAGAUUCUCAAUUCCACCCCUCUCAAAAAAAAAAAAAAACAAAGAGUAUAUAUCAGUUUAAAUUCUCAAAAAUAUAUUUUAGGUUUAGUUUCUAUAAAUCCCUAAAAAAUCUCUGUUAAAAACAAACUUUUGGAAAUUUCGUCUUUUCCGAUUUAGGGUUAGAAUUUCUUGCGGCUUACUGGAACGCUUUUCUUUUGAUUUUGUUCGACUGAUUCUUCGCUUUCUGAUUUCGAGCUCACUGAUCAUGGCUUCUUCCGUUGUGAUUAAGGUGAAACAUGAGAAUACUCUCAGGCGUUUCAACGUUCUGGUUAAUGAAGAUCAGCGCUUAGAUCUUAACAUGGAAGGUUUGAGGGUGAAGAUUUACUCUCUUUUCAACUUGCCAUCAACUGCAAAUUUCAGCCUGACAUAUAGAGAUGAAGAUGAUGACUUGGUUACCCUUGUUGAUGAUGAAGAUCUAUAUGAUGUGGUGAGGCAGGGACUGAAUCCAGUUAGGAUCACUGUUGACCUGAAAACUGAGAAGACUGAUCAAACUUAUACCACAUCUAGUGCAAGUUCAACGCCUAGAGGAUCUUCUUCGCAAAUUCCUCACCAAAAUGUCAAUCCAAAUGUUGCCGAAGUCUUGAAAUCUGUGCCGGAGCCUAUGCGUCAUGCUCUUUCAAAGAUUUCUGCUGAAUUGACAUCAAAAGCUGCAUCUACUUCUCCUAUACUUGCUGAUCUCUUGGAUGGAUUUUCGAAAAUGGGGCAAUCAUACUUGAAUGCAUCUCCUUCUGAUUGUGGUCCUGUUAAUGCCAGUAGUAAUGCAGAAGGCUGUGAUGACCGCAAACAAAACACACCAAAUGGGAAGGGUGAUGCUUCUAUUGGUGAAGAGGUGAAGCAUAGUAAUGUUCAAAAAUCUAGCUCUGUGCAGCAGUCUCUUAAAAGCAGUCAAGCUACAAGAGAAGCUGAACCCAUUAAAUCUUCCUCAUUUCCCUUUUGUCCCCAGAAGGGCCAGAAUGGAAACGCAGAACCUUCUUCUCACAAAUUUUUGACUUCUGAAAGUACAAAGAAAAACACGGAGGUCAUUGAAAAUUCUGUUGGAAAAUCUAGUGCUUAUGGGAGUACAAUUAAAUGUUCCAGAGGCAGCUUCAAGAAACGUGUCUCUUCUGAGAAGGAAACAAGUAAAUCCAACCUCGGUGACAAUAGGAGAUUUUAUCUCGAUGGAAGCUCUUCCAAUCCAUAUUUUGGCUCGAAUUCUAUAGGCGAGUGUCCUUUUUCAGGGUUGGUUGUACCAAAUGGUCGUAAGAUCCUGCGUCAACAUGCGAACUUAUUGGACCACAUCCCUCCUGUUCUGCCAAUUAAUGAUAGCUUCAGUAACGGUAUGGGUUCCAUCUUCCACAAAGGAGUCCGCUGUGAUGGCUGUGGGGUUCUUCCAAUCACGGGACCACGGUUCAAGUCUAGAGUAAAGCAUGAUUAUGAUUUGUGCAGCAUCUGCUUUGAACGAAUGGGAAAUUAUGUAGAUUACAGUAGAAUUGAUAUCCCUUUGCCUUACAGGCAUCCACCAGUCUUCAAGAGUUUCUAUGAUCCCAUUGUACGCGUCCCUCCUGUGCAAGUCCCGUCGACAAUGAGGCGACCAGAUGGAAAACUUCUUCGCUCCAGACUAGACAGUCGCUUCAUCAUGGAUGUCAAUGUUUUGGAUGGAACAAUGAUGGCCCCAUUGACACGUUUUACCAAAAUAUGGCGAAUCCGUAACACUGGCACACUUCCAUGGCAUCGUGGAUUACGACUUCUCUGGAUUGGGGGAGAUCGGUUUAGUGCUUCUGAUUCAGUUGAUAUUGAGAUACCCAUCGAUGGUGUGAAUGUUGGUAAAGAAAUCGAUAUAGCUGUUGACUUCAUCGCGCCAGAGUUGCCUGGCCGAUACAUUUCCUAUUGGAGAAUGGCAGAGCCACCUGGACAUAAGUUUGGACAACGCGUGUGGGUUCUAAUACAGGUUGAUGCUUCUAUGGACUUGACAUGUGAAAAUUCCCCUGUGUUGGAUUUGAAUCUCCCUCUUGACACUACUGAAGCUUUGGGUACCCAGGUUCUAGACGUUAAUGAACCUGAGCUGAAUAUUGUAAAAGGGGAUCUUGGAUCUCUAUCAAUGGCUGAGCAGAGACUUCUUGAGAUAGAAGAUUUAAAUUUUCCUAUAAAUAAUGACUUGCUGGUUGCUAGUGAUGUGUUGUCCCCCACUUCUGCUGCAGCUUCAUCAUCAGCUGCUCCUGCUAUUAGUGCUAACGAUGGUGUAUUUCCUGAGGCAUCCCCUGUCCCGAAUCCUGAUGCUGCUGCUAUUCUUGAGCAGGAAUCACCAUCUGCUCCUCCAGCAACUUUAUACCCUGUCAUUGAUAUGUCUAAUGGAUCUUCUGCUACGCCUUCUAUUACCAAGAAUGACGAGAACAACCUCGAGCAAGAUUACGAUAGAAAUGACGUAGAAGACACCCUGCUGAAGGAAUUGGAGGAGAUGGGAUUUAAGCAAGUCGACUUGAACAUAGAGGUUCUUCGAACAAAUGAGUAUGACCUGGAACGGUCUGUGGAUGAACUCUGUGGUGUUGCUGAAUGGGAUCCAAUUCUUGAAGAGCUGAAGGAGAUGGGUUUUGAAGACAAAGAGACAAAUAAGAAGCUGUUGGCCAAGAACAAUGGAAGUAUAACGCGUGUGGUCAUGGAUUUGAUUGCUGGGGAGAAAUCUCAGUAGAAAGCGUUUUAACUUGUGAUACAAUUUAUAUAUACCUAUUAAUCGUUGUGUGUGUGAACUUCUGUUAUGGUUUUUGGUUUGUCUAAGGCUGUUAUUUGGUCUUCUAGGAUUUUAUGGAUUCUAUGAUCUACUGGGAUUCUAUGGGUUGUGAAUUUGUGUUAUGUGUGUAAGAAGUAAUAAUUAUAGGUUUAUAUGCAUGAUGCCUUUAUGAA